This is a messenger RNA of Acyrthosiphon pisum (pea aphid), 1252 nucleotides long. Its product is annotated as cyclase-like. Gene Ontology annotation, molecular function: arylformamidase activity. The record is from RefSeq and is a predicted model, not a curated record. The coding region runs from base 260 to 1060 and encodes 266 amino acids. The transcript is spliced from 5 exons. Lineage: Eukaryota; Metazoa; Arthropoda; Insecta; Hemiptera; Aphididae.
GAGACGAUGAUAAUACUAUGAUCGGGAGAAAAAAUAAUACACUUUUUGCAUGUACGACCGCAACUACUCAGUUAUUAUUGUGUGUGUAACACAAUACGCUCUGCAGUGGAUACGUAUAGUAUAACAAUAUAAUUGCAAAAGGUAUAUUUAGAAAGAAUUUGUCCCAAAUUACAUAUUUGGUGAAGUGCUCGCACAUCAAUUUUUUUCGAAUACUUUGUAUAAGUAGUACAUAGGAUUUAGGUAUACCGCGGGCAGUGAAAUGAAGUGCACACGAAUACUAUCACUGUCGUCCUCGAUGGGGUUGGCUGUGAUCGCGAUAACGGCCCUACUCCCGUACGAUACCACAGCCGCGUUGAUAGACCUGUGUCACGGUUAUCGGUAUGGUGUGACAACGUGCUGGGUCCCGACACAACGAUUCGAGGUUUUCGACGUGCACAAGGGAUCGGGACCGAACGGAGCUUACACCACGGAGAGCUUCUCGACGCCCGAACACUGCGGCACUCAUCUGGACUCGCCAUUUCACUUUAAUCCAGUCGGAUGGAAACUGGAAGACAUCCCGCUGGACCGAAUGGUGGUCGAAGGCGUACACGUGAACGUAAGUAGCGAAGUCAACGGAAACGGUGACUUUUUACUGACUGUCGGUCAUUUGAAAGCUUGGGAACAGGCCAACGGCCCGAUGCCCAAUCGAUCCGUGAUAUUGGUGAACUUCGGUUGGGCUCACAAAUUCGGUGAUCGUCAGUCGUACUUCAACGGACUACGCGAACCAUAUAGGUUUCCCGGACUGUCCAGAGACGCGGCCCAAUGGAUUGUCGACUCCGGCAAAGUGUACGGCGUCGGGGUGGAUGGUCCGAGCGUGGACCCCGGAAGGUCGACGACGUACGACGUGCACGGGGUGCUAUCCAAAGCCAAUCUGUACAACCUAGAAAAUGUGGCAUUGAACGGCACGACGCUGCCGCCGAGAGGGUUCAAGCUGGUCGUCCAACCGGUCAAGAUCGUCGGCGGCACCGGCGGCCCGGUCAGGAUAUUGGCUUUCACGAACGACCCGUUCAAAUUAUUAUGAUCGCAACCAUGCAACGGCGCGAUAGAAAUUUUUGAUUUUUUUCCCUCGCCGUUCCGUCCGCGACAACUGCACGACUGCACAACUAUAAUGUAGAGGCAAACUGCAAGGCUGACGGGAUAACCGGUGGGCCACUCCUCAAAAAUAUAACUUGUUAUUACUAUAUACCUAAAUAUAAUAAAAUCGAUAUAAAUA